Linum trigynum is the source of this 273-nucleotide messenger RNA. The record is from the annotation of a GenBank genome assembly. Lineage: Eukaryota; Viridiplantae; Streptophyta; Magnoliopsida; Malpighiales; Linaceae.
AUGGGUCUCCGAGGAGGAGGCGGCGUCGGCCAACUCCGCCAUGGAGAAAACCCUCAGCUUCAAAUCGAAGAUGCCCGUGUCGGAAGUGAACCGAUAGUCGCAGACAUAAAAUCUGCAGCGAGGGCGGCGGAACAUGUGAUUGCUCUAGAGAAAUCAUCGGCAACGGCGGGUCCGUCAUCUUCGGGGCGGUGGUUGCGGUGGCAGCGGAGGUGGUUGAGGUGGCGAAUAGGUGCUUCUCCACCCACACCUCUCACUCCUUGUUUUAACUUUUAA